CUGUUUGUGUGUACGGAGUGAGCCCUCUUCCCUAUGUGCUCAUCAUUCAGCUCUGGGCUCUGAGGCGAGUCACUCAUGAACCGAGUCCGUACCUCUGUCUAGGCAAUAAAACGGCUAUUACAGAAGACAUACCUUAGACAGAAUGGUCAGAGCAAGUGGCGUUUUUAAGUUUGCAACGAUACUGUUCGUUUUCAUCGUAGCGAUCUUUCUGACAUUUCAGCUGUUAGAUAUUAAUUUGGAUUUAAAACUCCAUGACAUAUUUGCAAGGUCUACCUCAAAUGAAGGCAGUGAGUAUUUUAAAUCGAUUAAACCUGUUAAGAUCAAGUGUGGCUUGGUCCGUGAGUGUCCCACCGGUCACUUUGCAUUUAAGAUGGCAAGUGGAGCCGCCAGUGUCGUGGGGCCAAGGAUCUGUCUAGAAGACAAGAUAUUGAUGAGUAGUGUUAAGAACAAUGUAGGGAGAGGAAUCAACAUCGCCCUGGUGAACGGAAAAACAGGGGAACUUUUGAAGACUGCUUACUUCGACAUGUGGGGAGGGGAUGUUGCACCCUUAAUUAAAUUCUUGAAGGAGAUUGAAGAUGGCACUGUGGUGCUGAUGGCCUCAUUUGAUGACCCUGCAACAAAACUGAAUGAUGAAGCACGAAAACUCAUUGCAGACCUGGGCAGUUCGAUAAUCUCACAAUUAGGUUUCAGAGAUAACUGGGUCUUUGUGGGUGGUAAAGGAAUCAAAACCAAAAGCCCAUUUGAGCAGCAUAUAAAGAACAGUGCAGACACCAACAAAUUUGAUGGAUGGCCUGAGGUUUUGGAGAUGGAGGGCUGCAUUCCCCAGAGGAUUUAGUCUGAAAGGCUGAGGCACUGUCCCAAUGCUGUGGCCUUGUUUGAGUAACUGCUCUCUUCAAAACAUAAGCAUAAGAGGACUGUUUUAAAGGGACUUACUGAUGUUCUCAUAGUGGUACCUGUUCAGUGGAAGACCUACUUAAUUUGCACUGUUGUUGAUGGAAAAAGGUGUUUCAUAUCUGAUAUGUUGCUUGUCCUCUUAAGGUUUUAAGCAUUUUUAACCCUUUGAAGCCUUAAACCAGCAUUGUAUGAGGGACCUAUUUUUUCCAUUCUUUUGUGUUUGGUUUGUAACUUAAUUUUUGGGAUUGAGACUUUAAUUUUACAGAUAUAUCAAAAUUACUAUAAUAUUUGUAAAUAUGUGUAUUCAAGAAAUGAAUUAUUUCAGAAAUAGAGUAUAUAAACUACAUUUUGUUCUGUUAUCUUUUAAUAAAAUAAACAUGUGACUCUUAA
Messenger RNA from Boleophthalmus pectinirostris (great blue-spotted mudskipper), 1284 nucleotides. RefSeq names its product FAM3 metabolism regulating signaling molecule C (gene fam3c). The transcript is spliced from 10 exons. NCBI's taxonomy places the organism in Eukaryota, Metazoa, Chordata, Actinopteri, Gobiiformes, Gobiidae. The record is from RefSeq and is a predicted model, not a curated record. Bases 143 to 835 code for a protein of 230 amino acids.